Molecule: messenger RNA, 2972 nt
Organism: Cajanus cajan (pigeon pea)
Lineage: Eukaryota; Viridiplantae; Streptophyta; Magnoliopsida; Fabales; Fabaceae
Gene: RBOHA
Product: respiratory burst oxidase homolog A
Cellular component (GO): plasma membrane
Molecular function (GO): NAD(P)H oxidase H2O2-forming activity; peroxidase activity; calcium ion binding
Source: RefSeq, a predicted model, not a curated record
AUGGCAGGAGCUUCUGCAGAUCUUCGUGGUCAGCAUGAGUCAGAUAUAGAGCUCAUUGAUGGUGAAAGGAGUGAAGAUGGAGGACAGUAUGUUGAGGUGACCAUGGACAUCCAAGCUGGCUCUGUGGCCUUACAUAGCAUUAAUUCUGUUGACAUGGAGGAGGGUGGCAAGUUGGGUUCCAAGAGCAAGAGGCUUGAGAGGAAAACAUCCUUGGGGGCUUCCAUGGUUCAGAAUGCUGCCAUUCGCAUGAAGCAGCUCAAGCGUUUGGCAUCGUUUUCGAAGCCAGCGCCUAAGCACUUUGAGAGGACAAAGUCUGCAGUGGGUCAUGCCCUCACCGGCCUCAAGUUCAUCAGCAAGACUGAUGGUGUUGCAGGAUGGGGUGAGGUGGAGAAGCGCUUUCAUAAGCUUACUGCUACCACCGAUGGCUAUCUUCCUCGUGCUCUCUUUGCCCAAUGCUUAGGGUUGAACAAGGAGUCCGAGGCUUAUGCAGAGAAGCUUUUUGAUACUCUUGCUCGCCAGAGAUGUAUUCAGGGGGGUUCCAUUAACAAGAUCCAGUUGAGGGAGUUCUGGGACCAUAUUUCUGAUGAGAGCUUUGAUACUAGGCUCAAAACAUUCUUUGACAUGGUUGAUAAAGAUGCAGAUGGCAGAAUCACCGAGGAAGAAAUUAAAGAGAUUAUAUGCCUUAGUGCUACGGCCAACAAAUUGUCAAACAUCCAGAAACAAGCAGAGGAAUAUGCGGCUUUGAUUAUGGAAGAACUGGACCCUGAUGACACAGGGUACAUCAUGAUAGAUAACCUGGAGAUGCUCUUGCUGCAUGGACCAGAGGAAACUACAAGAGGAGAAAGUAAGAACCUGAGCCAAAUGCUAAGCCAAAAGCUUAAGCCUAUCUAUGUGGACAGUCCAAUUAUAAGGUGGUAUAGAGAUACCAAGUACUUCUUGCUGGACAAUUGGCAAAGAUGUUGGGUUAUUGCACUGUGGAUUGGUGUGAUGUUAGGCCUAUUUGCCUAUAAAUUUGUGCAGUAUCGAAGAAAAGCUGCCUAUGAGGUGAUGGGCCACUGUGUAUGCAUGGCAAAAGGUGCAGCCGAGACACUUAAAUUGAACAUGGCUCUUAUCUUGUUACCAGUUUGCCGGAACACCAUCACCUGGCUUAGGAACAAGACCAAACUAGGUGUUGCAGUUCCUUUGGAUGAUAACAUCAACUUCCACAAGGUGAUAGCUGUGGCAAUAGCAAUUGGUGUUGCUAUACAUGGUAUUUAUCAUCUUACUUGUGAUUUUCCUCGCCUUCUUCAUGCAAGCGAUGAAAAGUACGAGCUGAUGAAACCUUUUUUCGGAGAUAGACCACCAAAUUAUUGGUAUUUUAUCAAAUCAUGGGAAGGAGUAACAGGGAUUGUUAUGGUUGUGCUAAUGGCAAUAGCCUUUACGCUGGCCAAUCCUAGGUUCCGGAGAGGCCGGGCCAAAGUACCCAAACCCUUCGACAAAGUCACAGGUUUCAAUGCAUUUUGGUAUUCUCAUCACCUCUUCAUCAUUGUCUAUGCCAUGUUGGUUGUGCACGGAAUCAAACUUUACUUGUCUAAGGAGUGGUACAAGAAAACGACCUGGAUGUAUCUGGCUGUUCCCAUCACCAUUUAUAUAUUGGAAAGACUGAUUAGAGCACUGAGAUCGAGCAUUAAGUCCGUCAAAAUAUUGAAGGUGACUCUUUAUCCUGGAAAUGUGUUAUCACUUCAAAUGUCAAAGCCGCAGGGGUUUGAUUACAGAAGUGGACAAUACAUGUUUGUCAAUUGUGCUGCUGUGUCUCCAGUUGAAUGGCAUCCAUUUUCCAUAACUUCCGCCCCUGAUGAUGAUUACCUUAGCGUUCACAUAAAAAUACUUGGUGAUUGGACUCGAAGUCUCAAAACCAAGUUCUCGCAGGCGUGCCAGCAACCUCUCAAUGGACAGAGUGGACUUCUAAGAGCUGAAUGCAUGAAAGGAGAGAACAGUUCAACUCCUUUUCCUAAAGUUCUGGUGGAUGGUCCGUAUGGGGCGCCAGCACAAGACUACAGGGAAUAUGAGGUGGUUUUACUUGUGGGGCUUGGAAUUGGAGCUACCCCAAUGAUAAGUAUACUAAAGGACAUGGUGAAUAAUUUUAAGGCCAUGGACGAGGAGGAGGGGAUCGCAAUAGAAAACGGAAUAAGUGGGUCAGGUGGUGCUAAAUCACCACUAACAACCCAACAAAGAAGUGCCAGGUUGAGUGAUUUCAAGACAAGGAGGGCAUACUUCUACUGGGUGACCAGAGAGCAGGGUUCUUUUGACUGGUUCAAAGGGGUGAUGAACGAGGUGGCUGAAGAGGACCGAAGGAAAGUGAUUGAGCUCCACAGCUACUGCACCAGCGUCUAUGAAGAGGGUGAUGCUCGCUCUGCUCUUAUUGCUAUGUUGCAGUCAUUAAACCAUGCAAAGAAUGGAGUGGACAUUGUUUCUGGCACACGUGUUAUGUCUCACUUUGCCAAGCCCAAUUGGCGUAGUGUCUACAAGCGCAUUGCGCUUAAUCAUCCACAGGCCCGAGUUGGGGUAUUUUACUGCGGGCCAGCAUCAAUCACCCACGAGCUUCGUCAGCUAGCAUUGGAUUUCUCUCACAACACAUCCACCACUUACGACUUCCAUAAAGAAAAUUUCUGACAAGAUAGUGGAUUAUCGAGAACAGGAUCAGAAGGAGGUGGAACGAGCUUAUUGUCCACCUUGAUCCCCACCACGGACCACCUAUAUGAUUCCACUAUAAUCCAUGUAGAGCCCUUCUGUUGAUGGCCGAUAAAUAAGUUCCUAUAUAUGGUUGUUAUGGCUUUGUAAAAGGAGUAAGUCAGGCGAGGUUAAAUGCUUAAAAUAGUGAGUUGGCUACCAAUUACAAAAGGGGUUAAAAUGGUCAAUGUAUUUGCGUGUCUUCAUUUCCAUGUAAAUUUAAGGAGAAAUACAAGUUUUAUUUUUUUCUUUCUUUUUUCUCA